Stylophora pistillata is the source of this 1161-nucleotide messenger RNA. RefSeq lists its product as uncharacterized. NCBI's taxonomy places the organism in Eukaryota, Metazoa, Cnidaria, Anthozoa, Scleractinia, Pocilloporidae. Gene Ontology annotation, molecular function: DNA binding. The record is from RefSeq and is a predicted model, not a curated record. Gene Ontology annotation, biological process: DNA recombination; DNA integration.
AUGGCGGGUAUUUUAAGUAGGUUUUCUUCCGUCACUGCAACAACAAUACGGCAGCUGAAAAACAGCUCUACCAAUGAAAACACGGUAAAAAGUAUUGCUUUUUGGUUGUCGGUUUGGAAGAAGUGGUGUUUGGAGAAAGGAAUUGCCGCAGAAAUCGAAAACUACGAGCCAACGCAGCUUAACAGUUUGCUCGAGCGAUUCUCCGCCGAAAUUAAAAACAAACAUGGGGAAGAUUAUGAACCGGAAAGUCUGAAAGUAAUGAAUACAUCGCUUGAUAGACACUUGAAGAACAAAGGCUAUAAACUGUCCAUUAUUCGCGACAGAGAAUUCUGUUCCUCCAAACAAGUACUGGACGGAAAAGCGAAACAGCUUCGCUUAGCUGGCCGCGCCAAGCGCCCAAACAAAGCUCGACAACUAUCCGAAGAGGAAGAAGAAAUUCUCUGGAAGAGCGAGAAACUCGGUGGUAAAACCCCAGAGUCCUUAAUUCAAACAACGUGGUGGCUACUUACUCAACAAUUUGGUCUCCGUGGAAGGCAGGAACACCAUGGAAUGAGACUGGAGGAUUUCAGAAUCAUGAAAGGUGACGACGUCCUUGAAUAUGUUGAGUUUGCUGAAGGGCCAACGAAGACCAGACCUGGAGGUUUGAACGCAAAGCCAAGACAGUUUCAGCCCAAAAUGUUUCAGACCGGCGGAGAGAGAUGUCCAGUUGCGUUGUUCCGUAUGUACAUCAACCGUAGGCCUCGCAGUCUCAGGACGAGUGGUCCGUUUUAUCUCUCGAUGAAAUACAACAGCGGAACUCGCGAUGAAACUUGGUAAAAAGUCCAGCCCAUUGGAGAAAAUAGAAUCAACUCCAUGAUGAAAAAUAUCAUCUUCCAAACCAGCCUUCAGUCAUCCGAGAAGCGGUUUACGAAUCACAUUGCCCGCAAAACGCUCGUUAGCAAGAUGAAGAAAGCAAAUCUUGAGAGGUCGUGCAUUGCAAAAGUCGCUGGCCACAGAAAUAUCCAGUCUUUAGAUGACUACGAUGAAGCCGACGAAGACGAACAGCGACAGCUUUCGUGGGCCAUCUCAAAGGGAAAUAGUACACCAAAAUCCGCGUCGGUGGCGGUUAGUUCAUCUGGUCCUUCCGCUUCCAAUGCAGUAAUUUCACACAUGAUGACAUGA